Molecule: messenger RNA, 2247 nt
Organism: Oppiella nova
Lineage: Eukaryota; Metazoa; Arthropoda; Arachnida; Sarcoptiformes; Oppiidae
Source: the annotation of a GenBank genome assembly
AAUGUCCUAUUAAUUACAGCGAUUCAUACGACACCUAAAUUGAAACUACGCCCAAAUUGUCUAAUACUAUCCCUGAGUAUAACCGACUUAUGUAUCGGUGUAUUUGCGAUGCCUCUUAUGGCUUAUUAUAAUGUGGUUGGUUUGGAUGAAUGGACAAUGGGACCAGUUAUGUGUGACAUUAAGACAUUUAUUCCUAUCAAUUUGACAUCAACAUCCUAUAUACACCUAUUGUAUUUAUCGGUUACAAGAAUACAAUACUCAAGAAAUGAAUCCAGGUCACAUAUAAUUGCAAUGAUUGGCAUUUCAUGGACAGUACCACCGAUUAUCACGAUUUGCUCGAUACUCGGGUGGAGGGAUAACCAGGCUUACUUGGAGUUGAUCGCUAAACAUGUCUGUUAUCCGGCUGGAAAUAACAUGUUUGUCAGAUAUUGCGUAAUUGUUGUUAGCCUACUUGAAUUAGUUGUGAUACCCACAUUGUAUUAUCGAGUGUACAGGGCGUCAAUUAAGUUCAGAAAUAAAUGCAAAAACAAAGUCAUAAAUAACUUUCAAAGACAACAAUCUGUGGACAGAAAUGACAAACUAUUGCGCCGGGAGUUCCGAGUGGCCAAGACGUUGGCUGUGGUCACCAUUGUGUUCAUUGCAUGCAUUAUACCGUUUACUGUCGUAUAUUCAAUAACUGAUUUCACCAAUCUCAUUUAUCUACAAGUGACACGACUGCAUGUGAGCAUUUGGAUUGUAUUUAUUAAUUCAACAAUUAAUCCAAUACUCUAUGGUUUACUAAAUCGUGACUUUCCAAUUAUACUGUUUAUAAUCAUAUUCACUACAAUAUUGGGUAACUUAUUGGUUAUUACAGCGAUUAAGACAACACCUAAACUCCAAAUACGACCAAAUUUUCUCAUACUAUCGCUCAGUAUUACCGAUCUUAGCGUCGGUAUGUUUGUGAUGCCACUUAUGGCCUAUUAUAAUGUGGUCGGUAUUGAUGAGUGGACAAUGGGAUCAGUUAUGUGUGACAUUAAGACAUUUAUUUCCAUUUGUUUGACAACAACAUCAUAUCUACACCUUAUGUUUAUAGCCAUCGAUCGGUACCUAUCGGUCACAAGAAUAGAAUACUCGAGGAAUAAAUCCAAAUCACAUGUAAUGGCAAUGAUAGGUAUCUCAUGGAUAUCACCACUCAUUUUUAAUAUAUGGCCUAUACUUGGGUUCAGAGAUAACAAAUUGUUUUUGAGUAGAAUUGAUCAGAAUUUAUGCAUUUCUAUAGAAAGUAUUGAAUUUGUCAAAACAUUUAUUAAUAUAUUCAGUGUAAUUGAACCCAUUAUAAUUACCAUACUAUAUUGUAUGGUAUACAAGAAAUCGACUGAAUUCUCAAAUAAAUACAAUAAAAGUGAAAUAAAUGAGUUUCAAAGACACAAAUCUGUGGACAAAAAUGAGAAAAUAAUGCGCCGGGAGUUUCAAGUGGCCAAGACCUUGGCAAUCGUUACCAUUGUAUUCAUCGCAUUCAUAAUACCGUUUAAUAUCAUUUAUUUCAUAACUGAUUUCACCCAUCUCACUUAUCUGGAAGUCACACGAUUUCAUGCGAGCAUUUGGAUUAUAUAUUUGAAUUCAACACUCAAUCCAUUUCUUUAUGGUUUACUUAAUCGUGAUUUUCGUAUUGCGUUUAAAAGUAUUACAGACUUGUUUGUCGGUCUGUUGUUAAUGCCUGUAUUGGCGUUCAGGGAUGUUGUUCAGACUAGUGACUGGAAGUAUGGAUCAGUUAUGUGUGAUAUCUACCACUUCCUAAACAUCAACUGUACGGUCACCUCAUAUCUGCACCUCUUAUUCAUAGCCAUCGAUCGGUACCUAUCGUUCACAAGAAACCAAUACUUGAGGAAUAAAUCUAAAUCACAUAUAAUGGCAAUGAUUGCCAUUUCAUGGAUAUUACCACCGCUAAUAAGCAUUUGGCCAUUACUUGGGUUCAGAGAUAACCACUUGUUUAUGGAUAGGAUUAAUAGGAAUAUAUGCUAUUCAGUGGGCAAUAAUAGAUUCAUUAAAUCGGCUAUACUUUCAUCAGCUUUCAUCGGAUUCAUAAUAAUAGCAAUAUUGUAUUAUAAAAUAUAUAAGAAAUUGGUUGAAUUUAAUCGCAAACUUAAACAUAGACAGAGAAAUGAGUUUCAAAUCUUGAAUGAGACACAGACUGUGGAUAAAUGUGAUAAAACUAUGCGACAGGACUUCCGAGUGGCCAUGACUUUGGCUAUCAUUACAAUUAACAUU